Messenger RNA from Notothenia coriiceps (black rockcod), 2084 nucleotides. RefSeq names its product mitochondrial uncoupling protein 2-like. The transcript is spliced from 8 exons. Lineage: Eukaryota; Metazoa; Chordata; Actinopteri; Perciformes; Nototheniidae. The record is from RefSeq and is a predicted model, not a curated record. Gene Ontology annotation, biological process: transmembrane transport. The coding region runs from base 666 to 1592 and encodes 308 amino acids.
ACUUAUCUUAUUAAGUUCCAGUAGGUCUAUCAAUUUUCCAAUGCAACAUUUUAUUUUGGCAAAAAUAUUCUCAACAUAUUGAGGUCGUCCAAUCAAUUCCAACUUUGCUUUUUUUAUUAUUGUUGUGUUGUUGAUAGUAUGUGGACACGAAAUGGGAGAAAUAAAGAAAAAUAGGUAUUAACAUAUAUGCUUUAAGACAAAAAAACCCUCAGGCUGUUUGUCACUCAGGCAGAUUAAUAGUCCUCCAUUCAUUUGACCAGCAGGCAGCUCCAAUACAGUAUAUGUGCUGGGGGUGGGGCCUUGGGGAAAACACAUGCCAUGAUGUAACAGGAACAAGGCAGUAUUUAAGGGGGCGGCUCUUGUGUGCACACUACUGCUUGUUUCACGGUUUCAUUUUGCUAUUGUCACUUGGAGAGGCAUUUCACCAGGGAUUUCACCAGGGAUUCCAACUUUCUCAAUUCAAAUCAAGGAUUUGGAGUAUGAUUUUAAGGCUCAACACUUCUGAAAAACCUUCUAUGGAAAAACAAGGAAACCUAUUUAAAGCUGGGACAACGUUCAGCCAGAGAGACACCUUUAGAGAAUCCUGAUCUCUAAUGUCCAAACAGCUCCAUUAAAGCAUUAAUACAGUAGGUCCCUCUUCAAAUUGAUUGCAAUCAUUCUGGAAAAUGGUUGGAUUUGGACCCGCAGAUGUGCCUCCAUCAGCAGCUGUGAAGUUUGUGGGAGCAGGAACUGCAGGAUGCUUCGCUGACCUGCUCACCUUCCCCCUGGACACAGCCAAAGUGCGGCUGCAGAUACAAGGGGAGGCCUCAGCAGGGAAGGAGUCUGCAGUGAGGUAUCGGGGGGUGUUUGGCACCAUCACCACCAUGGUGCGUACAGAGGGGCCCCGGAGCCUUUACAGUGGACUGGUGGCAGGACUCCAGAGGCAGAUGAGCUUCGCCUCUGUCCGCAUUGGUCUCUACGACUCUGUUAAACAGUUCUACACUAAAGGCUCUGAUCAUGUGGGUAUCGGCAGUCGGCUGCUGGCAGGAUGUACCACUGGUGCCAUGGCGGUUGCUUUAGCUCAGCCUACAGAUGUGGUGAAGGUUCGCUUCCAGGCUCAGGCCAGGUCUGCUGGGCAGGCCAGGCGCUACUGUGGCACCAUUGAUGCUUACAAGACCAUUGCUAAGGAAGAAGGCAUUCGUGGUCUGUGGAAAGGUACAGCUCCAAACAUCGCUCGAAAUGCAAUUGUGAACUGCACUGAACUGGUGACGUACGAUUACAUAAAGGACACACUCCUUAAGUCCACUCCACUCACAGAUAAUCUGCCCUGCCACUUUGUAUCGGCCUUCGGAGCAGGACUGUGCACAACAGUGAUUGCCUCUCCAGUUGAUGUGGUCAAAACAAGAUAUAUGAACUCUCCACCCGGCCACUACAACAGCGUCCUCAAGUGUGCUGCUGCCAUGAUGAGCAAAGAGGGACCAGGUGCUUUUUAUAAGGGGUUCAUGCCAUCUUUCUUACGCCUUGGCUCCUGGAACGUGGUGAUGUUUGUGACGUACGAGCAGCUGAAGCGAGCCAUGAUGGCAGCGAAUCACAACUACACCACUCGAGUGUAACCGCUAUUGUCUGUCAGAUGUUGUAGCACAGCUGUGUUGUCUACACAUUUUUUUACUUUUUGUUGCCUCCAAGUGCAUAUUUCAACCUGAAGUGUUGUACAAAUGAUGAUACUUAUACUUAAUACUUCUCUCUCUCAUGACUACUUUUAUCAGACACAGCAUAGCAACACAUGUACUAGAAUAGGAUCAGUCUUUUAAAGUUAGAGCUUGUCUGAUCAGGUGCUUCCUCUCGGCGGAGAGCUUCUCAGGAAAUUGGAUUUCAAAAGUAAUGAUGAGGUUCCCUCUCUGAGAAGGAUCCUGGGACCGAGGCAUUCCCUCUCCACUCACCACUUUGUUGUACGAAGGGCUGAUGUGUAUGAAAUAAAAUCAGAGAAAGGAAGAUGGUUAUUUAUGCACAUGACGCACAAACCAGAAACAUAUCCUUCAAAAACCUCUCUGUUUGAGUUUAUAUAAAGUGCUUGAAUUUCUUACAAUCAUCUUCCCUGUUUUCAU